AUUGCUUCUCAUCAGUUGAUUUUUGAAUUUUGUCGCGAUCAAAUCGGAUUUUCGAGACGCUCUCGACGAUUCUUUUUUUGGAGAUUAUUUUUCAUUUAGUUUUUUUUUCACAGUUUAUUUUAGUCACAUCUUAAUUUUUUUUAUAUUAAGUGAUCAUGUCAAAGAUAUCGCUGGUGAACUUAUGUUUGUAUUUUAUAGUGUUCAUUACACAAGUUUACACAUGCCCUGAGAAAAAUGGGAGGUUUACUGUUGGCAAUAGUUGCGAUAAAUAUCUAGAAUGUGUUGAUGGAGUUGGAGAAGAGAAGCAAUGUCCUGAUGGAUUAAGAUUCAAUGAUAAAGCAAGUUUAUUCACAUAUCCAUGUCAAUAUCCAAUUGACGUCGAUUGCGGUGCACGAUCAUUACUUCAACCUGCCAAUCCCUCCGAAGAUUGCCCACAUCAAUUCGGAUACUUCAGAAUGGGAAUUAACAAUGCAGAAUGUAAUCAAUUCUUAAACUGUGUCGAUGGACGUGGAUAUAUCUUUGAGUGCCCUGAAGGUUUGGCAUUCAACCCUGAAACAUAUCAUUGUGAUUGGCCUGAUGUAGUUGAUGACUGUGAUGCUGCUUCAUAUCUUGGAUUUGCAUGCCCUGUCGAUCCAAAAGUUGAAGGUCUUGGAUUACAAGAAUAUCGAUUCUAUCAAAAACCAAAUGACUGUCAGAGAUACUUCUUAUGUGUUAAUGGAAAUCCUCGACUAUACAACUGUGGUGAAGGAAAUUAUUUCGAUAGUAGUUUGAGAACGUGUACAAAUGAGACAACAACUUGCGUAUAAUAAGUUAUGCAUUUAUAUAUAUUUUUUUCAUUCGAGGAUUGUCUUAAAACACGACAUAAUUAUUGCUCAAUCAAAGUGAGAAACGAUUGCGUUUUAUUUUAAAAUUAUCUUGUAUAAAAAAAUAUAUUCAUAAAACAGCACAAAACUGUAAAUACUUAAAUAAUUUACGCAAAUUAAAAA
Molecule: messenger RNA, 986 nt
Organism: Chironomus riparius
Lineage: Eukaryota; Metazoa; Arthropoda; Insecta; Diptera; Chironomidae
Source: the annotation of a GenBank genome assembly